Messenger RNA from Dreissena polymorpha, 736 nucleotides. RefSeq lists its product as uncharacterized. NCBI's taxonomy places the organism in Eukaryota, Metazoa, Mollusca, Bivalvia, Myida, Dreissenidae. The record is from RefSeq and is a predicted model, not a curated record. The coding region runs from base 114 to 623 and encodes 169 amino acids. The transcript is spliced from 4 exons.
GAUCGUGUGCCAGAUAUUGAAACUGGAUCGCAAUAGACCGUACAAGCCCAUCUCGCAUCAAUCCAUUUAUGUCAUCUUACCGUGAUUUGUAAGAGGUGUUAUGCGGACACAGCAUGUGGUCAACAGUAGGAAUUACAAUUUGCAUCCUCUGCCUUGUGAUAGAAAGAGCCGCUGGAAAUGGCAAUCCUCCCGGAGGCCAUGACACACACAAUACUGGUGGUAAUGCAAACCCUACUGCAAAUCAAUUGCCGCACACACUAGCACCAACUCAUCCGGUUAUAACUGGGCAACUGUUUACAGACACCACGUAUCCUGAGUCGACAACUUCCGCAGCUACGGGUUCGCAAACGACUGCUUAUUCGGGAUCGACAGUAUCCGAACCACCUACAGUCGCGCCAACAACAGUCCCACCCCCUUUAACGACAGAAGGCACACCUCAAAUACAGCCUGCUUUGCCGACCUCAGCGGGCUGCAUUUCGUACAAUGCUACCAAGCAUCCAUGCAAAGACAACUCUGCUUGCUCUCUGUCCCAUGUGAAGGAAGUUAUCUGCCCUGACGAAAAAGAGGCGUUUUACUGCCCAAUCACAUGUGGCUGCUGUCCGGUCGCCGCUCAUGAUAGUUAAUUGGUAGGAUAGACCAUACGCUCAACUCGUCCCUUCGCGGAAUCACAAACUGUGUAUUGUGUUUCCUUUGGUUUAAGUUAAGUUGAUCUUGAACCCUAUAAAUAUUGAAACCA